Elephantulus edwardii (Cape elephant shrew) is the source of this 3495-nucleotide messenger RNA. RefSeq names its product integrin, alpha 2 (CD49B, alpha 2 subunit of VLA-2 receptor) (gene ITGA2). The coding region runs from base 1 to 3495 and encodes 1164 amino acids. Gene Ontology annotation, biological process: cell adhesion mediated by integrin; cell-cell adhesion; cell-matrix adhesion. The transcript is spliced from 30 exons. Gene Ontology annotation, cellular component: integrin complex; external side of plasma membrane. Lineage: Eukaryota; Metazoa; Chordata; Mammalia; Macroscelidea; Macroscelididae. Gene Ontology annotation, molecular function: integrin binding. The record is from RefSeq and is a predicted model, not a curated record.
AUGAUCUUCUGGGGAAGAAUUUUAAAUUGUAUGGCAUACAAUGUUGGCCUCCCCAAAGCAAAAAUAUUUUCUGGUCCUUCGAGUGAGCAGUUUGGUCACACGGUGCAGCAGUUUAUAAAUCCAGAUGGAAAUUGGUUACUGGUUGGUUCACCUUGGAGUGGCUUUCCUGAGAAUCGAAUGGGAGAUGUAUACAUAUGUCCUGUUGAUCAGGCCACUGCUUCAUGUCAAAAACUGAAUCUGCAAACUUCAACCACCAUUCCAGGGGUGACUGAGAUGAAGACCAACAUGAGCCUUGGCUUGACCCUCACGAGGAACAUGGGGACUGGAGGAUUUCUUACAUGCGGUCCCCUGUGGGCACAGCAGUGUGGAAAUCAGUAUUACACCACCGGCGUGUGUUCCGAGGUCAGUCCCAAUUUUCAGCACUUGGCCAGCUUUUCACCUGCAGUUCAAACUUGUCCUUCCCUCAUAGAUGUUGUGGUUGUAUGUGAUGAAUCAAAUAGCAUUUAUCCAUGGGUAGCAGUGAAGAAUUUUUUGGAAAAAUUUGUUCAAGGCUUGGAUAUAGGCCCCAAAAAGACCCAGGUGGGGUUAAUUCAGUAUGGCAACAGUCCAAGAGUUGUGUUUAAUCUGAAUACUUAUAAAACGAAAGCUGAAAUGAUUGAAGCAACAUCUAAGACAUUCCAGAAUGGUGGAGACCUAACAAAUACAUUCAAAGCAAUUCAGUAUGCAAGAGAGGUUGCUUUUAAAGCAGCGGCUGGUGGACGACCAGGUGCUACCAAAGUAAUGGUGGUUGUUACUGAUGGUGAAUCACACGAUGGUUCAAAAUUGAAGGAGGUUAUUGAUCAAUGCAACAAUGACAAUAUUCUGAGGUUUGGCAUAGCAGUUCUUGGAUACUUAAACAGAAAUGCCCUUGAUACUAAAAAUUUAAUAAAAGAAAUAAAAGCAAUUGCCAGUGUUCCAACGGAAAGAUACUUUUUCAAUGUGUCUGAUGAAGCAGCACUACUUGAAAAGGCUGGGACGUUAGGAGAACAAAUUUUCAGCAUUGAAGGGACUGUUCAAGGAGGAGAGAACUUCCAGAUGGAAAUGUCACAAGUGGGAUUCAGUGCAGACUACUCUCCUCAAAAUGAUGCCCUGAUGCUUGGUGCAGUGGGAGCUUAUGACUGGAGUGGAACAAUUGUUCAACAGAAAUCUCAUGAAUAUUCUAUCUUUCCUAAACAAGCCUUUGAUCAAAUUCUGCAAGACAGAAACCACAGUUCAUAUUUAGGUUACUCUGUGGCUACAAUUUCUACUGGGAAAAACAUUCACUAUGUUGCUGGUGCUCCUCGGGCAAAUUAUACUGGCCAGAUAGUAUUGUACCAAGUUGAUGAGAAAGGCAAUGUCACAAUUAUUCAGCCUCACAGAGGUGACCAGAUUGGUUCCUAUUUUGGCAGUGUGUUGUGUUCAGUGGAUGUGGAUAGAGACACCAUUACAGAUGUACUCUUGGUGGGUGCACCAAUGUACAUGAAUGACCUAAAGAAAGAGGAAGGAAAAGUCUACCUGUUUACCAUCACAAAGGGCAUUUUGAAUCAUCACCAAUUUCUUGAAGGCCCAGAGGGUUUUGAAAAUGCUCGGUUUGGCUCAGCAAUUGCGGCUCUUUCAGACAUCAACAUGGAUGGCUGGAAUGAUGUAAUAGUUGGUUCACCUUUAGAGAAUCAGAACUCUGGAGCUGUGUAUAUCUACAAUGGUCAUCAGGGCACGAUUCGCACAAAGUAUUCCCAGAAAAUCUUGGGAUCUGAUACCGCCUUUGAGAGUCAUCUCCAGUACUUUGGGAGAGCCUUGGACGGCUAUAGAGAUUUGAAUGGGGAUUCCAUCACUGACGUGACCAUUGGUGCCUUUGGAAAAGUGGUUCAACUCUGGUCACAGAGCAUUGCUGAUGUAUCUGUAGAAGGUUUUUUCACACCAGAAAAAAUUAUUUUGUUGAACAAGAAUGCGGAAAUAACUCUCAGACUCUGUUUCAGUGCAAAAUUUAGACCCACUAAUGAAGCAAACCAAGUUGUUAUUACAUAUAACAUUACCCUUGAUGCAGAUCGGUUUUCAUCCAGAGUAACCUCCAGGGGAUUAUUUAGAGAAAAUAAUGAAAGGUUCCUGCAGAAGAACAUGGUAGUUAGGCAUAUGAAAAGCUGCUCUGAGCACACCAUCAAUGUACAGGAACCCUCGGAUGUUGUCAGCCCUCUAGAUCUGCGUGUGAACAUCAGUCUGGAGAAUCCUGGCUCCAGUCCUGCCCUCGAAGCCUAUUCUGAGACCACCAGCAUCUUCAGUAUUCCUUUCCACAAGGAUUGUGGGGAUGAUGGCCUCUGCAUCUCUGAUCUAGUUCUAAACGUUCAGCAGCUGCCAGCUGACCAAAAACAACCCUUCAUUGUCAGCAACCAAAAGAAAAGGUUAACAUUUUCAGUAAUGCUGAAAAACAAACAGGAAAAUGCAUACAACACGAGAAUUGUUGCUGCCUUUUCAGAAAACUUAUUUUUUGCUUCCUCUUCCAUGCCGAUUGAUGGGACGGAAGUCACAUGCCAAGUUGAUUCAUCUCAGAACUCCGUUACCUGCAAUGUAGGCUACCCUGCUUUAAAGAGGGGACAAGAGGUGACUUUCACAGUUAACUUCGACUUCAAUCUUCAAAACCCUGAGAACCAGGCAUCUGUUAAUUUCCAAGCCUUAAGUGAAAGCGUUGAGGAAAAUAAUGCCGAUAAUUUGGUCUCCUUCAAAAUUUCUCUUCUGUAUGAUGCUGAAAUUCACUUAACAAGAUCUACAAGUAUCAACUUUUAUGAAGUUUCUUCGGAUGGAAAAGUUCCUUCUUUCAUACAUAAUUUUGAAGAUAUUGGUCCAAAAUUCACCUUCUCCCUUAAGGUGACAACAGGAAGUGUUCCAGUCAGCAUGGCAUAUGUAAACAUCCACAUCCCUCAAUAUACCAAAGCAAAGAACCCACUGAUGUACUUGGUUGGAGUUCACACAGACAAGGUGGGGGACAUCAGUUGUAAGGCAGAAACAAAUCCACUGAAAAUAGGACAUGCAUCUUCUUCUGUAUCUUUCAAGAAUGAGAAUUUCCAUCACAUAAAAGAAUUGAAUUGCAGAACUGCUUCCUGUAGCAAUGUCACCUGCUGGCUGAAAGACCUUCAAGUGAAAGGAGAAUAUUUCCUUAAUGUGUCCACAAGAAUUUGGAAUGGGACUUUUGCAGCAUCAACUUUCCAGGCAGUGCAACUGACAGCGUCUGCAGAAAUUGACACCUAUAACCCUCAGAUAUACGUGAUUGAAGAAAACAGUGUCACGAUUCCUGUUACCAUAAUGAAGCCUGAUGAAAAAGCCGAGGUGCCGAUCGGAGUCAUAGUAGGAAGCGUCAUUGCUGGACUCCUUUUGCUCUUAGCUCUGGUUGCUGUUUUAUGGAAGCUUGGCUUCUUCAAAAGAAAAUAUGAGAAAAUGACCAAGAAUCCAGAUGAGAUGGAUGAGGCCACAGACCUCAACAGCUGA